Hypomesus transpacificus is the source of this 910-nucleotide messenger RNA. It is a transcript of the gene uqcr11, whose product is annotated as cytochrome b-c1 complex subunit 10. NCBI's taxonomy places the organism in Eukaryota, Metazoa, Chordata, Actinopteri, Osmeriformes, Osmeridae. The transcript has 3 exons. The coding region runs from base 77 to 247 and encodes 56 amino acids. Gene Ontology annotation, cellular component: mitochondrial inner membrane. The record is from RefSeq and is a predicted model, not a curated record. Gene Ontology annotation, biological process: mitochondrial electron transport, ubiquinol to cytochrome c.
ACUUCGCGCUUGCGCAUAUCUAAACAGAUUGGUCAAUCUUUGAAGAGCUAACAGCUAUCCACAAUCGUUGGUCAAAAUGCUUGGGAAACUCAUCGGCCAGAAGUAUGUGUCCAUCGCCAAAACAUGGUUGCCGACCAUGGCUUUGUGGGGUUCAGUUGGAGGAGUAGCAUUGGUUCAUUUCACAGAUUGGAGGUUGAUAUUAGACUAUGUGCCAUACAUCAGCGGCAAGUUCAAGAAGGACGAGUAACUGCAGUAGAUGCAUUGAAGGUCUGUUUUGUGCUGAUUGGAAGAUGACCCGAUGGAGAUGAGGAGCUGAGUGACAUCUGACACCUUGACAUGUCUCCACACCAGGAGCAAAUACAUCCUUCAGCCUUUUCAAUUAAUACCAAUGGACAAUUCAACCUGACUGACAUCUUUAAAUCAACUGCAUUGUGCAUUCCUCUAUGAUGAAAGCACUUGGCCAAGCAGUAACAUAGAUAAAGAAGUGUAUGUAUUAUGAUAAAUUCACAUUUAUUAUGUACUGUUUUUUAUUUAUUUACUUUUGUUUUAAUUUCUUUGAUCUUGAAUUCGUUUUCUGUGAUCAACAACUCCUCUGUCUUAGAUAACUUUAAUUAUACAAUCUUUGUCACUGCUUACUGAUGUAAUUUGCUGAAUUUGGUCCAUCAAUGAGAGAGAAGGUAGAAUUAUUAUAUUACUUGGGUCCUGAGGUCUCUUACAAUCAGAAAUCAUUAAGUACUAUAGUCUUGGAUAAUUUAUUCAUCUAUUAUGCUUUUCACCUCACCUGUAUGACAAGGGUUAGGGUUAAGGUAUGACAAAUGUCAACACAGUUGUCUGGGCUUUUUUCUUGGAGCUCCUGUGUCCAACUAAUGAUAUUGUUCUAAUAAAAACUCGAACGGAACUACAAUCGGAA